Molecule: messenger RNA, 795 nt
Organism: Cladophialophora psammophila CBS 110553
Lineage: Eukaryota; Fungi; Ascomycota; Eurotiomycetes; Chaetothyriales; Herpotrichiellaceae
Product: deoxyribose-phosphate aldolase
Exons: 1
Coding region: 1-795 (264 amino acids)
Biological process (GO): deoxyribonucleotide catabolic process; carbohydrate catabolic process
Cellular component (GO): cytoplasm
Molecular function (GO): deoxyribose-phosphate aldolase activity
Source: RefSeq, a predicted model, not a curated record
AUGUCCGAACCGACGACGAUCAAAGUGUCCUUGUCACAGUUGGCCAAAAUGAUCGAUCACUCUCUUUUACACCCGACCAUGACGGAUCAGGAAAUCCAGGCCGGGUUGGAAAUUGCAAAGAAAUACCAGACGGCUACGGCUUGCGUCAAGCCAUACGCGAUCGCCCAAGCAAAGAAAGCCCUCGAGGGGUCAGGCGUUGCGGUCUGUCCUGUCAUUGGCUUCCCUGCGGGCAAUAGCACUAUUGAAGUGAAGGUCUUUGAAGCACAGAAAGCCGCCGAAGCAGGUGGCGCAGAGAUCGAUAUGGUGGUCAAUAUCGGCAAAGUCCUCUCCGGUGACUGGGACUACAUAACCACCGAAAUCGCAGCAGUCAAUUCGGCAGUGCGGAAUCGAGGGGCGAUAUUGAAAGUCAUCUUCGAGAACGAUUUUCUAGAAGAUAGGCACAUCAUCAAACUGUGUGAGAUUUGUUCUGCAUGUGAUGUUGCCUUCGUCAAGACAUCAACUGGUUAUGGGUUCGUCAAGCAACCCAAUGGCAUGUACACGUACAAGGGCGCCACAGUGCCUCAUUUGAAGCUCAUGAGACAGAACUCUGAACCCAAAGUCCAGGUCAAAGCAGCGGGUGGAGUGCGGACGUUGGAUGAUUUGCUCUAUGUCAUGUCCAUAGGUGUUACGAGGAUAGGAGCCACCGCCACCGUUGCGAUUCUGGAAGAGGCGAAAAGGAGAGGGAUAGGUGACCAGCCAGUUGAGGUGGAAGUCAAGCCCAUGGCGGGAGCAACCACCGAUGGAGCGGCUUACUAG